AUGGAGCCCCCCAGCGGCGAACGCGAGCCGGGUGCCCUCAGCAAGUCCGGCAGCCCGCUCGGCCCGCACCACGACACAGCCGCAGCAGCGCAGCAGAGGCCGGCCGAGAAGGGCGGCCCCCACAGCCCGGUAAGCGAGGAUGUGCACUUUGUCCACCCCGAGGCGGCCUCGCUCUUUGCCAAGUGCCGAUGGAUACGGCACGUCCCCAUCUUUAGCGAGGCAGCCGAGGGCUACGGCCCCAAGGCGGUCGUCUCCCUCGGCAUGUGCUACCUACUCUGCAAGGGCAUCGCCGAUCAGCUAAUUUCCUACUCGCGGCAGCCCAUGUUCAUGUCGCGCUACGGCAUCGACGGCCAGCGGUAUCAGCGCCUGGCCGGCAUCUCUACCAUGGGCUGGUCCAUCAAGGCCCUCACCGCGAUGCUCUGCGACGGCUUCGCCUUCCUCGGCUACACGAAGCGCUGGUACAUGUUCGUGUCCUGCGUCGCCGGCAGUGCCUUCGCGCUGAUCUACGGCCUGCUGCCCGCGAAGCCCGCCUCCGCCGACACUGCCGCCGCCUUUGUGUUCCUGUGCUCGUACGGUAAGGCCAACGUGGACAUCCUGUCGGAGGGCCACUACAGUCGCCUGAUGCGCCAGAACCCGCAGCCCGGCCCGGCGCUGGUGAGCUGGAUCUGGUGGUUUAUCAUGGUUGGCGCCAUCAUUGCGGCGGCGAUUCAGGGACCCCUGUCCGACCAUGGCAAGCAGCAAGUCGGCGUUUUCAUCUCCGCCGCUCUACAACUUUCCACCGCCGUCUUCUUCCUGUUCAACUGGUACGGGGAGAAGAAGAACCGCGUGGAGCGGGCGGCCGAUGCGGCGCUGCUCUACGCGGAGCUGCAGAAGGAGCGCGUGGCGCUUGGUCUGCUGCCGGCCCAGGACACCAUGCACGUCAAGGGCGAGGAGGACGAUGUGGUCGCUCUGGUCAGCGCUGCGCCGAGUGGAGCGGGCGCCAAGGGAAGGAAAAGCUCGCACCUGGAGAACUACGUGUCGGACGAGGAGUGCGUGCAGGACCUCGUGCAGCACCAGGGCGAAGCCCUCGAGGACGAGGAGCUUUCGGAGGAGUACCUGCCCUACGAAGCAUCGCCGCCCGUCCCCUGCCUCUUCGGUCUCUUCGAGAUGAACAAAGAGGUUAUUGCGCGCAACUGGAGGAUCUUCGUGUACAGCGUCGUCAUGACGUGCGCGGUCGUGGCCAUGACGUGCGGCUCCAUUCUCGCGGACUCGCUGGGCCUGCUCAUCAUCUGCGUCGUCGUGUCGACCAUCUGCUGCGCCACGUCCUUCUGGGCCCUGCCACUGGUGAUUGCCAAGGCGAACGUCUUCGGCUACCUGCACCAGGCUGUGUACCUGCAGCUGCCCGGCGCGCUUGACAGCUUCUACUUGGCCAAUGCGGAAUGCUUGCCCGACGGGCCGCACUUCUCGUACACCUUCUAUAACACCGUGGCGGCCGUCAUUGGCAACGUCGGAGGUCUUGCUGGUGUGUCAGCCUUCAACUACAUCUUCUCCAAGCGCAGUUACCGCCUGACGUUCUGCAUCACGACAGUCGUGCAGAUCGUUGCCUCCCUGUUCGACAUCAUCAUGGUGAAGCGCUGGAACGUGCACAUCGGCAUCCCGGACCACGCGAUGUACAUCUGCGGUGAUGCCGUGGUGUAUCAAGUGUGCUACAUGCUGGCCUGGAUGCCGAUGAUUGUGCUGCUGUCGCGCCUGUGCCCUCGCGGCUCGGAGAGCGUCGUGUACGCUCUGAUGGCCGGCUUCUCUAAUCUCGGCCAGUCCACCUCGUCGUCCAUUGGUGCGAUCAUCAUGGAGUACGGCUGGGGCAUCACCACCACCCCCCCGUGCGACUUCAGCAACGUGCCGUGGCUUCUGCUUGUGGGUCACAUCAUGCUGCCGCUGCUUGUGCUGCCCCUGACGCUGCUAAUCCCCAAGGCGCGCAUCUGCGAUGACCUCGACAUCGACGGCAAGGCUAUCAAGAGCGCUGUCAGCCACAAAGUUGCCGUGGACGCGGCGCAAGAUGAAGACGACCUUGGCGAGAGCAUCCUGCCGAUGGAAACUAUUGGCGUCGCUGCGAAAGAGCCGCAUGCAGAGAGGGCGCGCGAGUGA
Molecule: messenger RNA, 2124 nt
Organism: Leishmania braziliensis MHOM/BR/75/M2904
Lineage: Eukaryota; Euglenozoa; Kinetoplastea; Trypanosomatida; Trypanosomatidae
Product: putative folate/biopterin transporter
Exons: 1
Coding region: 1-2124 (707 amino acids)
Cellular component (GO): membrane
Source: RefSeq, a predicted model, not a curated record